Messenger RNA from Spinacia oleracea (spinach), 2343 nucleotides. RefSeq names its product sucrose nonfermenting 4-like protein. The record is from RefSeq and is a predicted model, not a curated record. Bases 578 to 2050 code for a protein of 490 amino acids. The transcript has 14 exons. NCBI's taxonomy places the organism in Eukaryota, Viridiplantae, Streptophyta, Magnoliopsida, Caryophyllales, Amaranthaceae.
CAUUCAUAAGAUUGGAGGAGGGGCUUUUCUCAAUCUCGUUCUUCUAUUACUUGUUGGUUCUUUCGCCGCCGGCCGCAAUUUUAUCUCUUUUUGUUUUUCUUUUCUUUCCAUUUUAGAUGUUGAGAAAAGAAAUUAUUUCAACCCCCAAAAAUUAAAAUUUCUGUCGUCCCUCCGCCGUGGUCUCCGCCUUCUUCCGCCGUCGAUUUGGUGGUUGUCUGGCAUUAUUUUCUUCUUCUCUCUCCUCAAAAUAGGGAUUUCUGAUUCGCUCGAUGUGAAUUUCUCUUCGCAAUCGGUUUGAUGCGCGAAAGGAUAGUUCAAUUGGUAGGAAAUUGAGAAUUUGCUUUGUCGUUGUUGUGGAUUGGGCAUGGGUCGAUGUUUGGUAAAUCGGCUGACGAAUGAGUUGAAGAUUAAGACAUUGUAUUUGGUGGUUAGGAUUAGUUGAUAAUUUACGAAUUCAGGGAAUCGUUUGUGCUACUGCUGCCGUAAUUUGCUUGGUGGUGGUGCUGUGAUUAUCUGCUUUCGGGUUUCGGUUGAAUUUUUAAGUUAUUAAAUUAAAAUAUUUAGUUGUUGAGGGGCAAUGUUUGGAUCCAAUCCGGAUUCUGCUGCUCAUAGUAACAGUGGACUACCUGGAAACAUAUUAAUUCCGUUUCGCUUCGUAUGGCCUUAUGGAGGAAGGAGGGUUUUCCUCACCGGUUCGUUUACCGGGUGGUCGGAGCAUAUCCUCAUGUCCCCUAUGGAGGGGUGCCCUACUGCAUUUCAAGUUAUUUGUAACUUAACCCCGGGAUAUCAUCAGUACAAGUUUAAUGUCGAUGGAGAAUGGCGUCAUGAUGAACAUCAGCCUUUUGUGAGUGGAACUUAUGGAGUUGUCAACACUGUGCUUCUAGCGAGGGAGUCUGACAUUGGUCCUGUUAUAUUUAGUUCUGAUACUCCUGGUAGAUCUAACAUGGAGGUGGAUGAGAACAUGUUUGUUCGUCCAACGGCUACACCUGAUGGAAUGUUGAGGGAGCAAAUUUCAGAUGCUGAUGUACAGGUUUCUCGUCAUCGUAUAUCUCUGUUUUUGUCACAACAUACAGCCUAUGAGUUGCUGCCAGAGUCAGGCAAGGUUGUGGCCUUGGAUGUUACUUUACCAGUAAAACAAGCUUUUCAUAUCCUUUAUGAGCAGGGAGUCUCUGUUGCCCCUUUAUGGGAUUUUGGCAAGGGCCAUUUUGUUGGAGUUCUUAGUGCAAUUGAUUUCAUUUUAAUUUUGAGAGAGCUUGGGAAUCAUGGCUCAAACUUGACGGAAGAAGAGCUGGAGACUCAUACGAUAUUGGCAUGGAAAGAUGGGAAAGUUCGUCUCAACAGACAAAUUGAGGGUAGUGGGAGGCCAUAUGCCAGACAGCUUAUAAAUGCUGGGCCUUAUGAUUCUUUGAAAGACGUGGCUUUGAAAAUUUUGCAAAACAAAGUAUCCACUGUUCCAAUUAUUCAUUCCUCGUCACCAGAUGGUUCUUUCCCUCAGCUGCUACAUCUUGCUUCCUUGUCUGGAAUACUAAAAUGUAUUUGCAGACAUUUUAAACACUCUAGCAGCUCUUUGCCUAUUCUUCAACAACCAAUUUGUUCAGUUCCUUUGGGUACUUGGGUUCCCAAGAUUGGGGAAUCAAGUCGAUUGCCAUUUGCUACAUUGAAACCAAAUGCUUCACUUGGGGAUGCCUUGUCUAUGCUUGUAGAAGCGGAUGUGAGUUCAGUGCCUAUAGUUGAUGAAAAUGACUCGUUACUGGAUAUAUAUUCUCGAAGUGAUAUUACAUCUUUAGCAAAAGACAGGGCGUAUGCACAAAUUCGUCUUGACGAAAUGAGUAUUCAUCAGGCACUUCAACUUGGACAAGAUGCUACUUCUCCUUCUGGAGUAUUUAAUGGACAAAGAUGUCAGAUGUGCUUGUCCUCCGAUUCCUUACAAAAGGUGAUGGAGCGGCUAGCAAAUCCAGGUGUGAGGAGGCUUGUGAUUGUGGAAGCGGGCAGCAAGCGUGUUGAAGGCAUUAUUACAUUAAGCGAUGUGUUCAGAUUCUUGCUUGGCUAGAGCUCAGCAGCUCACAAAUGUUCUUGGCAUAGCAAUUCAUCCAUAAUGUAAACACCCCUGUUACUCUGCCGUGCCUUCACAUGUGACAGAUGGCUUCAUUAGUUGCAUUAGUCCUUGAUUGUUCUUGUGGGCGUUGUUCUUUCAAGCCCCAUUGUUUUUAGGAUACAGGGCAAGGAAAAAAAAGAAAAAAAGAAGAAUUUGUAUAUCGAAGAGAUUGAAAAUUUUCCCAUUUCACCCCGUUUUAUAAUCAGAAUUCGUGUCGAGUCUUGCACAGUGCUGCAUUGGCUUACCAA